CAGUACAAACACUUACGGCGGGCUUAACACCAUGCGGACAGUAAUGUUCACGACAGAGAAUGGUGACAGGCCGUCCGUUCCCAAUAUUGCCAUUCUGCUCACCGACGGCGUAUCGAACGUCAAUGCUUACGACACUAUUCCAGAAGCAAAGAAAGUGAGAGAGGAUGGCAUCCACAUAUAUGCUAUUGGUAUUGGUCUCAGUGACACUACAGAAUUGAGCCAGAUUUCCUCAUUACCUGUUGACGAAAACAUGUUUAUUGUGACUGACUUCAACGAACUGUCGAAUCUGAAAGAAAGAAUAUUUGAGCAAUAUUGCCCAGGAGGGCAACCAGAACCUACUAGACAGCCACCUAUAAUUGAGAUGACGACAAAGAGAGUUGUGGAGAAAACUCCAGCACCUGCCAUUACAUUACCAACAAAGGUUGUGGAGAAAACUCCGGCACCUGCCAUUACAUUACCAACAAAGGGUGAUUGUGGUGCUACAGAAUCUGACAUCAUCUUCAUUUUGGACUCAUCAACUAGUGUCCAAGAAGAAAACUUCAAGAAAAUGCUAAAUUUCAUUGUUGAUUUUGUGUCUGCUGCUUCCAUUGACAAUGGCAAUGUUCGAAUCGGUGCAGUCCUUUACAGUUCAGACGUGAAAAUCCAAUUCCAUUUGAAUGCUUUCCAAACAAAGCAAGAAGUAAUCGAUGCAGUCCUCCAAAUUCCAUAUGUUUACGGCAGUACAAACACUUACGGCGGGCUUAACACCAUGCGGACAGUAAUGUUCACGACAGAGAAUGGUGACAGGCCGUCCGUUCCCAAUAUUGCCAUUCUGCUCACCGACGGCGUAUCGAACGUCAAUGCUUACGACACUAUUCCAGAAGCAAAGAAAGUGAGAGAGGAUGGCAUCCACAUAUAUGCUAUUGGUAUUGGUCUCAGUGACACUACAGAAUUGAGCCAGAUUUCCUCAUUACCUGUUGACGAAAACAUGUUUAUUGUGACUGACUUCAACGAACUGUCGAAUCUGAAAGAAAAAAUAUUUGAGCAAUAUUGCCCAGGAGGGCAACCAGAACCUACUAGACAGCCACCUAUAAUUGAGAUGACGACAAAGAGAGUUGUGGAGAAAACUCCAGCACCUGCCAUUACAUUACCAACAAAGGGUGAUUGUGGUGCUACAGAAUCUGACAUCAUCUUCAUUUUGGACUCAUCAACUAGUGUCCAAGAAGAAAACUUCAAGAAAAUGCUAAAUUUCAUUGUUGAUUUUGUGUCUGCUGCUUCCAUUGACAAUGGCAAUGUUCGAAUCGGUGCAGUCCUUUACAGUUCAGACGUGAAAAUCCAAUUCCAUUUGAAUGCUUUCCAAACAAAGCAAGAAGUAAUCGAUGCAGUCCUCCAAAUUCCAUAUGUUUACGGCAGUACAAACACUUACGGCGGGCUUAACACCAUGCGGACAGUAAUGUUCACGACAGAGAAUGGUGACAGGCCGUCCGUUCCCAAUAUUGCCAUUCUGCUCACCGACGGCGUAUCGAACGUCAAUGCUUACGACACUAUUCCAGAAGCAAAGAAAGUGAGAGAGGAUGGCAUCCACAUAUAUGCUAUUGGUAUUGGUCUCAGUGACACUACAGAAUUGAGCCAGAUUUCCUCAUUACCUGUUGACGAAAACAUGUUUAUUGUGACUGACUUCAACGAACUGUCGAAUCUGAAAGAAAAAAUAUUUGAGCAAUAUUGCCCAGGAGGGCAACCAGAACCUACUAGACAGCCACCUAUAAUUGAGAUGACGACAAAGAGAGGUGAUUGUGGUGCUACAGAAUCUGACAUCAUCUUCAUUUUGGACUCAUCAACUAGUGUCCAAGAAGAAAACUUCAAGAAAAUGCUAAAUUUCAUUGUUGAUUUUGUGUCUGCUGCUUCCAUUGACAAUGGCAAUGUUCGAAUCGGUGCAGUCCUUUACAGUUCAGACGUGAAAAUCCAAUUCCAUUUGAAUGCUUUCCAAACAAAGCAAGAAGUAAUCGAUGCAGUCCUCCAAAUUCCAUAUGUUUACGGCAGUACAAACACUUACGGCGGGCUUAACACCAUGCGGACAGUAAUGUUCACGACAGAGAAUGGUGACAGGCCGUCCGUUCCCAAUAUUGCCAUUCUGCUCACCGACGGCGUAUCGAACGUCAAUGCUUACGACACUAUUCCAGAAGCAAAGAAAGUGAGAGAGGAUGGCAUCCACAUAUAUGCUAUUGGUAUUGGUCUCAGUGACACUACAGAAUUGAGCCAGAUUUCCUCAUUACCUGUUGACGAAAACAUGUUUAUUGUGACUGACUUCAACGAACUGUCGAAUCUGAAAGAAAGAAUAUUUGAGCAAUAUUGCCCAGGAGGGCAACCAGAACCUACUAGACAGCCACCUAUAAUUGAGAUGACGACAAAGAGAGGUGAUUGUGGUGCUACAGAAUCUGACAUCAUCUUCAUUUUGGACUCAUCAACUAGUGUCCAAGAAGAAAACUUCAAGAAAAUGCUAAAUUUCAUUGUUGAUUUUGUGUCUGCUGCUUCCAUUGACAAUGGCAAUGUUCGAAUCGGUGCAGUCCUUUACAGUUCAGACGUGAAAAUCCAAUUCCAUUUGAAUGCUUUCCAAACAAAGCAAGAAGUAAUCGAUGCAGUCCUCCAAAUUCCAUAUGUUUACGGCAGUACAAACACUUACGGCGGGCUUAACACCAUGCGGACAGUAAUGUUCACGACAGAGAAUGGUGACAGGCCGUCCGUUCCCAAUAUUGCCAUUCUGCUCACCGACGGCGUAUCGAACGUCAAUGCUUACGACACUAUUCCAGAAGCAAAGAAAGUGAGAGAGGAUGGCAUCCACAUAUAUGCUAUUGGUAUUGGUCUCAGUGACACUACAGAAUUGAGCCAGAUUUCCUCAUUACCUGUUGACGAAAACAUGUUUAUUGUGACUGAUUUCAACGAACUGUCGAAUCUGAAAGAAAGAAUAUUUGAGCAAUAUUGCCCAGGAGGGCAACCAGAACCUACUAGACAGCCACCUAUAAUUGAGAUGACGACAAAGAGAGGACGACCAAUACCUACAGCACCCCCUUCUAUUCCACCUACAGUGACAAUACCUCCUACUCGUAAACCAACAACACCUGCUUUACCUCCACCUAUUAUAAUAUCCCCUCCUCCACCUCCUCCCUUUUUCCCAACCGUUAUUGUUUCAACAGAAACUACUGCUCCUCCUACAACACCUCCAAAAGUAAUUUCAACUGGGCCACCAGCACCACGCGUGGAAGUAUCAACUGCUCCUGUAGUUCCAGUUAAAUUUGUAGAAUUAUCAGCUGCUGCAUUUCCCCCUGUUAUACCCUUGGAAAUUAAAACUGCUCCUGCAGCUCCCGUUAAAAUUUUGGAAUUAUCAACUGAUGCACUUCCCCUUGUUAUACCUGUGGAAAUUAAAACUGCUCCUCCAGCUCCAGUUAAACCUAUGGAAUUAACAACUGCUGCACCUCCCCCUGUUAUACCUGUGGAAAAAACUACUGCUGCACCUCCCCCUGUUACACUGAUGGCAAAAACUACUGCUCCUGCAGCACCAGUUAAACCUGUGGAAUUAACAACUGCUGCACCUCCCCCUGUUAUACCCGUGGAAAAAACUACUGCUGCUCCAGCUCCAGAUAAACUUGCGGAAUUAACAACUGCUGCACCUCCACCUGUUAUACCUGUGGAAAAAACAACUGCUCUUCCAGCUCCAGUUAAACCUGUGGAAUUAACAACUGCUGCACCUCCCCCUGUUAUACCUGUGGAAAAAACAACUGCUCCUGCAGCACCAAUUAAACCUGUGGAAUUAACAACUGCAGCUGUACCUCCCCCUGUUAUACCCGAGGAAAAAACUACUGCUCCUGCAGCUCCAGUUAAACCUGUGGAAUUAACAACUGCUGUACCUCCCCCUGUUAUACCUGUGGAAAAAACUACUGCUCCUCCAGCUCCAGUUAAACCCAUGGAAUUAACAACUGCUGCACCUCCCCCUGUUAUACCUGUGGAAAAAACAACUGCUCCUCCAGCCCCAGUUAAACCUGUGGAAUUAGCAACUGCUGCACCUUCCCCUGUCAUACCCGUGGAAAUUAAAACUGCUCCCCCUGUCAUACCCGUGGAAAUUGCAACUGUUGCACUUCCUAUAGAGCCUGUGGAAAUUUUGUCUGUUCGCACACCACCAGAACCAACACAUACAGCCCCAAAAUAUGCUUUUGAAAAGUUUGGAGACUGUAGCGAUGCCCAACUUGACCUUGUCUUUGUUUUGGAUUCGUCAACCAGUGUUGGAAGAUCAAAUUACAGAAUUUUACUUUCAUUUGUGAAAUCCUUUCUGUCUGAUGUUCCUAUUAACAAUGAAGGGAUACAAGUUGGUAUCCUCUCUUUUAGCAAUGAUGUCCGAAUUCAUUUUCAUUUAAACGAUUACAACAACAAAGAAGAAUUGCUAGCUGCCGUUGACAGCAUACCUUAUAGGCAUGGUAGUGCUAACCUGGCAGAAGCUAUACGUAUUAUGCAUGAAGAUAUGUUUCAUGGCCAAAAUGGGGAUAGAGAAAAUGCUGCUAAUAUUGCUGUUAUCUUCACUGAUGGUUUAUCAAACCUGAAUUCCUACAGAUUACCAAGUGCUGUCAGGAAUGCCAAAAAUAAGGAAAUAAAAAUGUAUGCAAUUGGAAUUGGCCUGACUGACACUCGCGAAUUGGAUUUAAUUGCUACUCAUCCAAUUCUCAAGAACAGAAUUACUGUACCAAAGUUUGGUCAACUCUUGGAUAUUAAACCUACAUUACUAAAAAACCUUUGUCCAGUGAUUAUUCCUGCAGCUGCACCUCAAGGUGUUCAGAAGACUAUACCUACUGACUUAAUUUUCCUGGUUGAUUCUUCAACAAGUGUCGGACAAAGGAAUUUCCAAAAAUUUAUUGACUACAUAAAAGAUUUUGUAUCAGAAGCUGACAUUGAUUAUGGCAGUGUUCGUAUUGGUUUGGCAUUAUACAGUACAAGAAUGUAUAUUCAGUUUUAUCUCAAUGACUUCCUUUCCAAGAGUGAAAUGCUAGAUGCAAUUGAUAACAUCCGUUAUAGAUAUGGCAGCACAAAUGCUGCUCAUAUGUUUCGCACUUUGCGCAAUAAAAUGUUUACACCUGAGAACGGAGAUAGACCUGAUGCACGAAAUAUUGCGGUCGUCAUUACGGAUGGUAUUUCUAAUAUUGAACACUAUCAGACAGUUCCUCAAGCUAGAUUGACUCAUGCAGCUAACAUUCAUGUUUAUGCCGUUGGCUUUAAACUACGUGACUCAAGAGAGUUGAUUCAAAUUUGUUCCCCUCCUGCCAAAGAAAAUGCUUUCACUGUGCAAAGUCUUGAUGAGAUAGAAUUUCUUAAGGAUAAAAUCCUUGAGAAAAUAGUUCCAGCUACAACUGAACCUCCAACCGAGCCUACUGUACCAACUACAACACCUACAACAACUGUUGCCACCACAAUUCCCACAACAACUGUUCCCACAACAAUACCUACAACAACUGCUGAAUAUAUAGCAGUUCCUUCUGACAUAGUUUUCAUGGUGGAUUCAUCUACAAGUGUGAGUAGACAAAACUUCAAGAAAGUUCUCGAUUUUAUCAAGCAUUUUUUGGCUGAUGCUGACAUUGAAAACGACGUUGUCCAUGUUGGAAUAGCAACAUACAGCACGAAUGUUUUUAUUCAAUUCAACCUCAAUGCUUAUACUACAAAAGAAGAUAUAUUCAAUGCAAUUGAUAAUAUUCCUUACCGUUAUGGCAGCACAAAUAUAGCUCAUGCAUUUCGUACAAUGCGAACAAGAAUGUUUACACCUGAGAAUGGAGACAGACCCGAAGCUCGAAACAUUGCAUUCCUCAUCACAGAUGGUGUUUCUAAUAUUGAACACUAUCAGACAAUUCCCCAGGCAAAAUUGGCCCAUGAUGCUAACAUCCAUGUUUAUGCUAUUGGUAUUGGCUUAUAUGACACAAAAGAACUUGAAGGACUUUCAUCAAAACCCUCUCAGGAAAAUACUUUCAUUUUACAAGAUUUUAAUGAAUUAGAUUUUCUUAAAAAUGACCUGUUUGAACAGAUAUAUCCAGAAAUUCCAACUACACCUCCAACAACUCCUGUUCCAACAACUGAACCUCCAACAACACCAGCUGAACCAGAAUUUGCUCCCUCUGACAUAAUAUUCUUGCUGGAUACAUCAACAAGUGUAAAUGAAGGAAAUUUCAAGAAAGUUCUAACAUUUGUGAAAGACUUUUUAGCUGAAGCACACUUUGGGCCUGAUGGCAUACGUAUUGGUAUAGUUACUUACAGUACAAGCAUUAAUGUGCAAUUUUACUUAAAUACAUAUGAAACAAAAGAGGAAAUCCUUGAAGCUAUUGAUAACAUACCAUACACAUACGGAAGCACAAACACUGCUGGUGGUUUAGAGACCAUAAGGAAAGUAAUGUUCCAGAAAGAACGUGGCGACAGAGAAGAUGCAAAGAAUAUAGCUAUAGUGGUUACAGAUGGAGUUUCCAAUGUUAAUGCUUAUCGUACAGUUGAUGAAGCAGCUCUAGUUAAAAAAGAAAAUAUUCACAUUUAUGCCAUUGGUGUGGGUCUGGUGGAACUUAGUGAGCUGCACCAAAUAGUAUCUGAACCCGCGGAAGAAAAUACAUUCCUUGCUCAAAACUUUGAUGAACUUCAAGGCUUAAAGGAGUUGGUGUUUACUGAAUUUCAGCCAGAACCUACAACAACACCAGUAAUUACAACAACGGAGUGCAGCGCUGCAUCAUAUGAUCUUGCCUUCCUUCUUGAUUCUUCAACGAGUGUAAGUGAAAGGAAUUUCAAGAGGGUUCUUACAUUUGUGAAGGAAUUCUUAUCUACAGCUGUUAUUGGACCUGAUGCAAUCCAUGUCUCAAUUGUGACCUUCAGUACCCAUGUGCGUAUUGAGUUCCUGCUGAACAGGUAUACAACUAAAGAAGAAAUAUUUGAAGCAAUUGACAGAAUACCUUAUAGAUAUGGCAGUACGAAUACAGCUGAUGGCUUGAAAACUAUCAGAAAUGAAAUAUUUAGAAUAGAGAGUGGUGACCGAGCUGAAGCUCAGAACAGACUAUUUGUUAUAACAGAUGGUGUUUCAAACAUUAAUUCUUUCCGCACAAUUGACGAAGCUGAACUGACCAAAAAUCAAGAUAUUCAUAUUUAUGCAAUUGGUAUUGGUUUGCCAGACUCUAAUGAACUUAUGAAGAUUGCAUCAGAACCUGCAGAAGAAAAUACAUUAAUAGUUAGAGAGUUCAAUGACCUCAAAGGCUUACAAGCAGAAAUGUUUAAAGAAAUUUGCCUUGGAAUGCCAACCCGAAAGCCCAGACCUACGGAACCCCCAACACGACCACCUGUGUCAGUUAGGGGACGUUGCAGAGCUGCCAAAGCUGAUAUUGUAUUUGUUCUGGAUUCUUCAACUAGUGUCAGCCAGAUAAACUUCAAAAAUAUGCAAAAAUUUAUGAAAGAAUUUUUGACAGAUGCCACCAUUAGCCUAGAAGCUGUGCGUGUUGGGGCUAUUGUGUAUAGUACUUCUGUUAACAUUCAGUUUCAUCUUAGUGAUUAUUCUAAUAAAGAAGAUGUUUUUAGAGCUAUUGAUACUAUCCAGUAUACCUAUGGUAGCACUAAUACGGCUGCUGCUCUAAAAGUAAUGAGAACUGAAAUGUUUGCAGCAGAGAAUGGUGACCGGGAAGAUGUGAAAAACAUAGCUGUCGUUGUAACUGAUGGGGUAUCUAACAUCAAUUCUUAUAAUACUGUCACUGAAGCAGAACUUGCCAAAAAUGAUGGCAUACAUAUUUAUGCUAUUGGUGUUGGUCUUAGUGACUCAAGAGAAUUAAAUCGUAUUGCUUCUCAUCCGGCGACUGAGAAUACAUUCGAAGUUCAAGACUUUGAUGAAUUACAUGGAGUAAGAACUAAAGUAUUCAAAGAAUUUUGCCCAGAAAGCUGUAUAUCGACUAGCACUGACAUCGUCUUCCUGAUGGAUACUUCAACGAGUGUUGAGCAACGGAAUUUUAAGAAAAUGGUUGCUUUUAUUAAAGACUUGUUAUCUAACGCUACUAUUGAUGCUGGAUUGAUUAGAGUAGGUGUAGCUACCUUUAGUACACAAUCUCAUAUUGAGUUUCAUUUAAAUGAAUAUUUCACAAAGAAUGAAAUAUUUAGAGCUUUGGAUAAGAUCAGGUAUAGAUAUGGAAACACUAAUACAGCUGGAGCUCUUCACACAAUGAGAGCAGGGAUGUUUACUCCUGAACAUGGUGACAGAGAAAGUGCCAUUGAUGUGGCAAUUUUGAUAACAGACGGAAUUUCUAAUAUGAACACUAACAGAAUCAGCAUUGAAGCAAAGGCUGCACAUAAAAGAGGCAUUCAAGUUUAUGCCAUUGGUAUUGGAUUGGCUGAGAUCUCAGAACUAAAACAGUUUGCAUCACAGCCUUCUGAGGAUUAUACAUUUAAUGUUCAAGAUUUUCAUGAGCUUCAAAAUUUAAAGGGCAAACUAUUUGAAUUCUGUGACCUUGGUGGCUGUAUGUCAUUAGAUUUUGACAUAGCUUUUCUUGUGGACACAUCAACAACAGUGAAGAAGAGAAACUUUAAAAGUAUCAUUAAUUUCAUAAAGAUGUCAGUGUCUGAUGCUAUAAUUGACCAGGGCCUAGCAAGGGUUGGUGUGGCCACUUUUAGUACAAACGUACAAAUUCAUUUUUAUCUAAAUACAUUCGAGACUGAAAAAUAUAUUUUUGAAGCAUUGGAUAACAUUACUUUUACAUAUGGUGACACAAACUAUGCUUCGGCAUUGUCCUCAGUAAGGAUGAAAAUAUUCAAGGAAGAAAAAGGUGACCGACCUCUGGCUAAAAACAUCCUUGUUUUGAUAACGGAUGGUGCAUCAAAUGUAUUCAGUUACCGAACAGUAGUUGAAGCUCAGCUUCUAAGAGAAACUGGAGUAGAAGUUUUUGUUAUUGCGAUUGGAUUAAAAGAAACCACUCAGUUAAAAUAUGUGGCAUCUUUUCCCACUGAUGAACACACAAUCUUUGUUCGAAACUUUGGAAAACUUGUUAAAAAUGUUGAAACUCUGAAAACCAAAAUUUUCGAUUAUUGUGGACCUGAUACAGAUGGAGGCAGAUGCGGGCCAGCAAGUUCUGAUAUCGUCUUCCUUAUUGAUUCUUCUGCAAGUGUAUCACAAGUAAACUUCAAGAAGAUGCUUAUGUUUGUAAAAGAUCUCAUAUCUGAUGCUGAUAUUGAUUCGGUUGUACGUGUUGGGUUAUUAACCUUUAAUGAACAAGUUACGAUACGUUUCUAUUUAAAUUCCUAUACAACAAAAGACAGUCUGGAAAAUGCUAUAUUAAAUAUUCCAUAUGAAGCCGGUACCACCAAUACUGCUGAUGCUUUAAGGGACAUGCGUACUAAAAUGUUUGUAAAAGAAAAUGGAGAUCGUGUGAAUGUACCAAAUAUUGCGGUCGUUCUCACAGAUGGUGUUUCAAGUGUAAAUAGUGAUAGGACUAUAAUAGAAGCUAAGACCGCUCAGCGUGAUGGAAUACAAGUUUAUGCAAUUGGUAUUGACUUGGUUGACACAAGAGAGCUUGAUGGAAUAGCUUCAACGCCUACUAAAAAGUAUCGGCAUACAGUUCAAGACUUUGAAGAGCUGAAGUAUUUAAAACAGAAAAUUUUCCAAAAGUUUUGCCCAGAAGGCAGGACAACAGCAGUCAUGCCAACUCCUAAACCACCUACAUCAGAAACUGGUCAGGAUAUUGUGUUGAUGUUGGAUUCCAGUGUAACAGAUGAAAAGUUUUUCUUGAUGCUUAUCUUUGCUCGUGCAUUUGUUGGGAUGGCUGAUUUUGACACAGGGAAAGUGAGAAUCGGUCUUAUGCUCUUUAACUCUGAAGCUAAAAUCGAAGCCCAUUUAAAUACAUUCCAUAGGAAAGCUGAUUUACUGCAGGUUAUUGAUAUGUUGCCACAAAGUAGCGGAAAAUCAAACAAAGCCAAGGCUUUCAAUGAAGUGAGGAAAAAUAUGUUUGUCACUGAAAAUGGAGACCGACCUAAAGCUGAAAAUAAGGUUAUUCUCAUCACUGGAUCAAAGACCGGUGAUAUAGCAAAAGCUAAGAAACGUGCUGAAGAAUUAGAAAAAGAAGCCAAAGCUGAGGUAUUUGUACUUGGAUUAGGUGAUGUAGAUCCAAAUGAGCUGUACAGUUUUGCAUCUGCACCAGAGAAUGAACAUGUGUAUCAAGUGAACUCUGCUGAAACUGUAAUGAAUAUUAUGGAUCCACUUUUAAAUAAAGUUAAGCAAGUAUAUGUACCACCUCCAACUACUCCAGCUCCUACAACUAGACGUACUCCACGAACUACUCUGUCAACAAGACGACGAGUUCCAGUGACUAUUCCACCAAGGCCUGAAACAACCCAAAGAAUUACAACCCGAAGGACUACAACCCGAAGGACUACGCCCCGAAGGACUACGCCCCGAAGGACUACGCCCCGAAGGACUACACCCCGAAGGACUACACCUCGAAGACCCGUAGUAACUACACCCAAAAGAAUAUACAGACCUUCAGAUUGUACCAGCAAAGCUGACAUUCUGUUUGUUGUUGAUUCUUCUGGAAGUGUUGGUGAAGAAAACUUUGCCAAAGUAAUAGACUUUGUAUAUUCUACCAUUGAGAGUCUUGAUAUAGAAUCAGGAUUAUAUAAUGUGGCUCUCGUCACAUUUAGUGAUGAAGCACGUACAGAAUUUUAUCUAAAUUCUUUUACCAGGAAAGAAGAUAUUGAAAAUGCCACUGCAGCUGUAAAAUAUGUCUACGGCUCAACUCAUACAGCAAUUGCUCUUCGAAUGGCACGCAGAAUGAUAUUCACUGAAGUCAAUGGAGACAGGCCUGAUGCACCCAACAUUGUAGUUAUUAUAACUGAUGGACAGUCAAAUAUUAAUCAGAGAGAGACUUUACCACAAGCUCGUCUUCUUAAACAGAGUGGUGUGAGUGUUAUAACUGUAGCUGUUGGAUUUGCAACACAAACAGAAGAAUUAAUUGGAAUGACAUCACCGCCAGUUGCAGAGAAUUUAUUUUCUGUUGAUGAUUUCAGUGAGCUUGAAAAUCUUCAUGCCAGGAUUGUAGAACCAAUUUGUAAAGGCCAACAUUUGUGUGCAAAUAACCCCUGCAAAAAUGGAGGAGAAUGCUAUGAUACACUUAAACAUUACAUUUGUAUCUGCGCUAAAGGUUUCUAUGGAACAGAAUGUGACAAAGUCUGUCCACAACCAGCUGAUGUAGCAUUUAUUCUAGAUUCUUCUACUAGUGUUGGAUGGAGAACCUUUCAGAGAAUGAAACGCUUUGCUGAAGGUAUGGUGAGAGAUCUAGCUAUAGGUUACUGUGGCCACCGCAUUGCUUUAGUAAAAUACAGUUCACGACCUUUAAUAGAAUUUCAUCUAGACCGCUUUAAUAGACAAGAAUCAGUUAUUCGAAGCAUUGAUGAUACUUCCUACACUCGAGGCCAUGCUGAUAUGGCAAAUGCCAUAAAGUUUGUGAGUCAAGAAAUAUUUAGUCCAAGACAUGGAGAUCGAGAUGGGGUCAAAAACAUCGCCUAUUUGCUGACCCAUGGUCAAAUAGAUAUGUCAAGAGAAGAUACUCUCAGACAAGCUGAAUUAGCCAUUUCUUCUGGUAUUCAUAUUAUACCCGUAGCAUUUAAUGUUCGGAGAAGCUAUGAACUUGACACCAUUGCAGCUGCACAAGGAAUAAAAACAACUGAAAUUUUUGGAGCUGAUGUAGAUGGAAUGACUGAUACCUUAUUGCAUCCUAUUUUUGAAACUCGAAGUCACUGUGAACCAAAUCCCUGCUUAAACGGGGGAAAAUGUGUCAACUAUCCAUUUACAUAUAAAUGCGAAUGUAAACGAGGUUUCACUGGUGAAAAUUGUGAAAAGCAAUGUAAUUCUAGAGCUGAUAUGAUUUUAGUUAUUGAUACUUCACGUUAUGUAACAAGGCCAGCUCUCCGAAGGGUCAAACGUAUGUUACGAAAAACAAUUAAAAGACUUUCAUUCAGUCAUCAAAAUAUACGAGUUGCAGUAAUAACCUAUGAUGCAGAGCCAAGACUCCGACUUACUCUUGAUAAAGGUAGACACAAACAGGAUGUGAUGGCAGUUCUAUCAAUGCUCAGACCUGGACGAACUGACCCUAACCCUGGUGCUGCGCUACGAAUGGCCAAUCAAGAUGUGUUACGGCAGAAAUUAGGAGACAGACUACAUGUUCCUAACUAUUUGGUACUUGUCACAAAAUCUGUAAGAGAUCUCGAUGAAAUGUUGCUCCAGUCCCGAAAUCUUAAAAUGAAAGGAACUAGAAUUAUGGCUCUUGGUCUUGUAAGCAGCACAUCUUUUGUAGCAUCUAGCUUAAAUGAUGUUGUAUCACUGCCAUUGGAUAAAAACAAAUUUGUUAUUACUAAUUCGACCAAAGAAGAACAUGUAGCAGAUGUUAUUCAGAAAUUAGCAGCAGCUGUAUGUUAUGAGGAAAUUUGCUCUGAAAAUCCCUGUUUGAAUGGUGGAACAUGUCAAAUAGAUAAAGGAAGUGCAGUUUGUGACUGUCCAAGAGGUUUUGCUGGAAGAUGGUGCCAAAGCACUUGUGCACAAAACGUUGAUGUUGUCUUCGUAUUGGACACAUCUGGAAAUAUAAGCCCUGGAGAGUUCAGGUUAAUGAAAGAGUUUGCAAUUGAGAUAGCUGAGAAACUGUCUAUUGGAACUCAUAAAUCAAGAGUUGCUGCUGUUACUUACAGUUCUAGAGCCCAUUUGGGAUUUACUUUGGAUAUGUUUUCAUCUGCACGUGAUGUAAGGAAUGCCCUUUCUUCCCUGCUUUAUGAAUAUGGAAAUUCAAAUGCUGUAGCAGCUCUAGAAUUGGUGCGGUCCAAAAUAUUCAACUAUAAAACCGGAGAUCGACCAGACGUCAAGAACUUUGUAAUCUUUUUAUCAAAUACUGAGUCUAAAAUUCACCCUGAACACACAGUAGCAUCAGCCAGAGCUUUAAGGAACAUCGCUCAUAUCUAUGCAAUUGGAAUUGCAAACUAUGACAUAAAAGAACUUUACGACAUAGCAAGUUUACCAUAUUUACUAAAUGUUUUCACAGCUGAAAACUAUGAAGGUCUUUUCAACUAUACAAAUGGACUUACGCAAUCUUUCUGUAAAGCAUCAACCUUCUGUGACAGUAACCCCUGUCAGAACGGUGGGGUCUGUGAACCUGCUUCCGCAACUUUCAGAUGCAAAUGUGCUGAUGGUUAUGCUGGUCGAUUCUGUGAAAGACGUUGUGAAAUAGUGAAGGACAUUGCUUUUGUCUUGGAUUCUUCAAGUAGUGUUGGGGAAAUUAAUUUUGAGCGUAUGCUUGAUUUCACAAGUAAAUUGGUGGAUGAUUUAGCUGAUAGAAACAUGAGAUAUGCUUUGAUUACUUACAGCAAUGUUGCUACUUUAGUAUUUACAUUCUCUCGUUACAAAGAUGCAGAAACAGUUGCUUCUAUUAUUAAGCGUACAGCCUACAAACCUGGAUCUACAAACACAGCUUCAGCCCUGGCCAAUGCUGCAGAUAUAUUUUCUAUUGAUUAUGGCUCCAGACCAUCAGCUGAAAAAGUUGUCAUUUUGAUUACAGAUGGUUUGUCUAAUGUUGAUUAUCAUCUAACUAUUCCAAAUGCUGAACGUCUGAAAGCACGUGUUAAUAAAGUUAUGGCUAUAGGGGUGGGUCUUGAUAAUACAGAGGAAAUUAGGCAAAUAGCUUCAGCUGAUAAAUUCAUGUACACCGUUCAAGAUUUCACAUUAUUAGAGGAUGUUGAAAAUGAUAUUGUAGGUGAUACAUGCCUCAUGCAAGAGAGAACAGAUACAAGCAGAGAUGAUAUAGAGAUGGAGAUAGAGACUGAUUCAGAAGAUGAUUUCGGCGAUGAUAUAGAGAGUGAAACAGAUAAUAAUUAUGAAAUAGUAACUAGACCACUUUCAGUUGCUUAAUUACAUGACUGGCUUCAUUUUAAAGCUGGAAUUAUAUGUCUGAGGGAAAAAUAUUUUUGAAAAUAUUUUCUUUUUGAUUUUGAAAGGAAAUAUUUAAAAAUAAUGUUCACUUGCCAAUAACUUCAGUCACUUUUUACUUCAUUUAAACUAAAUCUAAUGAUGAAGUAGAAUAAUGAAUUGUGACUUACAACAGUUAGUUUUGGGACUCUUUAAAAUAUUUUUUUUUCUAAAGUAUGGUUGCUAUUUUUAAUUCCUUUCCCUUCCACUAAUUCCUCUAAGUCAAACUUGAGCACCAAACUGACCACCAUCAGGAAGUCAUUGUAUAUAUGCCAUCAUUUUUGUAAAAGUGUUCAAUUUUUUUUGAAAAUGGAAAGUCAUAAUACAAAAGAAAGAGUGAUUUAGUUCAAAUAGAGACUUUCAAAUAAAUUUGUCCCUAAUACUUGUUUUUUUUUUAAAUAAAAACAAAAAAGAAAAUAAGUUGAAACAAA
Molecule: messenger RNA, 14394 nt
Organism: Octopus sinensis (East Asian common octopus)
Lineage: Eukaryota; Metazoa; Mollusca; Cephalopoda; Octopoda; Octopodidae
Exons: 82
Coding region: 32-13906 (4624 amino acids)
Molecular function (GO): calcium ion binding
Source: RefSeq, a predicted model, not a curated record